Iphiclides podalirius (scarce swallowtail) is the source of this 231-nucleotide messenger RNA. The record is from the annotation of a GenBank genome assembly. Lineage: Eukaryota; Metazoa; Arthropoda; Insecta; Lepidoptera; Papilionidae.
AUGUUCAUGAACGGAGGUGACACUUGCCGUCAGUCCAAUUGCCUACGGCUGAAGUACCCCGCAUUGUUCGCGACCAUCACUUGCAGACUGACCUUCAUGAAAUACAGAAAAAGGCGAUUUUCCCACGUGAUCGCGUCGCAAGGCGGUUCACCUUCCCAGUUCUCAACAGCCGACGACCGUCAGAACCUCUCUCCAUCAGACAGCCUGGUGGAAGUGGACUGGUUUCCUCAA